Trematomus bernacchii (emerald rockcod) is the source of this 1887-nucleotide messenger RNA. RefSeq names its product neuronal acetylcholine receptor subunit alpha-3-like. The record is from RefSeq and is a predicted model, not a curated record. Gene Ontology annotation, cellular component: synapse; neuron projection; postsynaptic membrane. Gene Ontology annotation, molecular function: acetylcholine-gated monoatomic cation-selective channel activity; transmembrane signaling receptor activity. Gene Ontology annotation, biological process: nervous system process; regulation of membrane potential; signal transduction. NCBI's taxonomy places the organism in Eukaryota, Metazoa, Chordata, Actinopteri, Perciformes, Nototheniidae. The transcript is spliced from 7 exons. Bases 184 to 1887 code for a protein of 567 amino acids.
GAGAAGUUGUUCAUGUCGGCAGAGCGCACCGCGAGUCCAACCUCUCUCCACGCACCGGAGCGCAAAGACAACAUGAUGCUUGAAUCUUAGGCUACUCAGAGGUUUAUAGUGGGUUACUGACCAGACUUCAACUCUAAGCAUCUUCUUUAUCUGCAUAAAGAACCGUCAAGGGCCGAUGUAUCGAUGAAUUUCCUCGGGAAACUAACAAACGUCCUCCUGCUGGUGCUCCUCGCAGCUCAAGGCUGUUUUUCAUCUAAGGGGGAGGACAGAUUAUUUCGGAGAUUGUUCAGGAGGUACAACCAGUUCAUCCGACCAGUGGAGAAUGUAUCUGAUCCAGUCACCGUGGAGUUUGAGGUCUCCAUGUCCCAGCUGGUCAAAGUGGAUGAGGUGAAUCAGAUUAUGGAAACCAAUCUGUGGCUGAGACAUGUCUGGAACGACUACAAGCUGAAAUGGGCCCCUAUUGAGUACGAUGGGAUUGAGUUCAUACGAGUUCCAUCCAAUAAAAUUUGGAGGCCAGAUAUUGUUUUGUAUAACAAUGCUGUAGGUGACUUUCUUGUGGAAGACAAGACCAAGGCUCUGCUGAGGUUUGAUGGCACCAUCACCUGGGUUCCUCCAGCUAUUUUUAAAUCCUCCUGCCCCAUGGACAUCACCUACUUCCCCUUUGACUACCAGAACUGCUCCAUGAAGUUUGGCUCCUGGACAUACGACAAGGCCAAGAUCGACCUGGUGCUGAUUGGCUCAAAGGUGAACUUGAAAGACUUCUGGGAAAGUGGAGAGUGGGAGAUCAUCGACGCUCCAGGAUACAAGCAUGACAUCAAGUACAACUGCUGCGAGGAGAUCUACCCGGACAUCACCUACUCCUUCUACAUCCGCCGCCUGCCACUCUUCUACACCAUCAACCUGAUCAUCCCCUGCCUCCUCAUCUCCUUCCUCACGGUGCUGGUCUUCUACCUCCCGUCUGACUGCGGCGAGAAGGUCACCCUCUGCAUCUCCGUCCUCCUCUCCCUCACUGUGUUCCUGCUCGUCAUCACCGAGACCAUCCCUUCCACGUCCCUCGUCAUCCCUCUGAUCGGCGAGUACCUCCUCUUCACCAUGAUUUUUGUCACGCUCAGCAUCGUCAUCACUGUCUUUGUGCUGAACGUCCACUACCGCACCCCCAUGACUCACACGAUGCCGGACUGGGUGAGGUCCGUGUUCCUCGGGGUGUUGCCCAGGGUGAUGCUGAUGAGGAGGCCAAUCGACCAGGGCUGCUCCACCACUGCCAAUAUUGCGGUAACAGGAGGAGGAAGGAAGAAGAGAAAGACCAGCAUAGGAAGUAGUUCAGGAAGUGUUAUUAUUGGCGGUAUAACUGGGGGUGUAGCGUUUCCACCCACAGAUGUUGGGGCAGGAGGCGGGGCUGCAUCAGCGAGUGCUUCAAUGAACUGUGUGGAGUAUGGCGAGGUUAACCGAGACAAGAACCGGGACAUUAACAGGAGAUGUCCCUACAGAGGCAAGGAGGUACCGACUCCUGUCCCUCCCCCGAUGGUUCCGCCACCUCCUCCCCCCCCUCCUCCUCCUCCUCCACCUCCCCCGUCCUCACAGGCGACCCCGACCCAGGCGCCCAAGGAGUCGGAGAUACCCAAGGUGCCGAGGCCAGUGAAAGCCCCUUCACCUAUCAGCGCUGUCGUUGCCUUCUCCGUGGUGUCGCCAGAGAUCAAGCAGGCCAUAGAGAGCGUGAAGUACAUCGCAGAGAACAUGAGGACUCGCAACAAAGCCAAAGAGGUGGAGGACGACUGGAAGUACGUCGCCAUGGUCAUCGACAGGAUCUUCCUGUGGGUUUUUGUGACAGUGUGUAUUUUGGGAACAGUGGGACUCUUCCUCCAGCCGCUCAUCAGCUUCUUUCAAUGA